Messenger RNA from Mesorhabditis belari, 1236 nucleotides. The record is from the annotation of a GenBank genome assembly. NCBI's taxonomy places the organism in Eukaryota, Metazoa, Nematoda, Chromadorea, Rhabditida, Rhabditidae.
AUGUUUCCUUAUUCGUUCUUGCCGGAAGAGCUGAAGAAUUGCAUUGUUAAAUCGAUUCAUCUAAAUGACACCUCUCAAGCAUUUCGGGCCAGUAAAAGCUUAGAGCAGAAAAUCCUCAAAUACGGCCCGUUUCCGCGGAGAAUCUCGGAACUAAAGAUCAGGCUCUUGAUUUCCGACUAUCAUGCUCUCGAUGAUCUGGUCUUCGACAUUCGAAUGAGCAAUGGCGGAAUCAAAUUUGAAGUCUCCGGCCACAACGUCACUUUGAUAAGCAAAGACAAGAAAAUCCCGUUGAAUGUAAAAGGAAAAACUUUCUGGGCUCUUCUGAAUAAUAAAAUCACUUCGUUGGAAUCUUGCACGAUCAGCAUUUGGGGUUCUCCGUACGAGCGUCCUGUCAGGAGAUUCGUCCAGAAUCUCUUUCAGGACAAUGACUUCUUGCCGAAAGCAGACUAUAUAUUCAGAUUUCAUCUUGAGACCCAUUUGAAGUUGGCGAAGAUUAUCCUUUCUCGUUUUCACUUCACUAUUCGAGAUUUAUUGGCACUUGAAAUCUCUUAUUUGUCAGGCAAAGAAAAAGAAGCCAAUGAGUUUUUGGAAGACCUCAUCAAAAGGCCAACCUUACAAGACUGCUAUUCAAUUGUUUGGGAAAAUGGGUGCUGGGAAAAUGGGUUGCUGGAGAAUGGGUGCUGGGAGAAUGGAGCCUCUAUUUUGCAGGCUCCAGGAAAAUUGCUCUGUUUCCCUUCCGAGAAUUGGUUGGACUUUAAGCACGUAAUCCAGCAAGUGUUCUUCCAAGAAAACCCCACAGCCAGCGAUGAGAAAUGCUAUCUGGCGAACUUGCCUGGAAGAUCCUUGACUGAACGGGAUUUCUAUUGGUGCUCGCAUCUGGAAAUGUUCGACGAGGAGCGAGGGUGUGAGGAGUUGAGAGACGAUUCGGAGGAGGCCGCUCUCAUGCGAGAAGCAGUGGAAGAAGUGGAGAAAGAGAUCGAAACAAGGCAAUUGAAUAUGGAGCUAUUCAUCGAGGAGUCUUCUUCUUCGUACCCCUAUAAGGGCUACUACAAGAAACGAUUCGUGAACAACGAGGCCAUUUAUUUUAUCACGUGCUGCGACAGCGAUUUUAGCUCCUUCUGGUACCCUUUUAGUCAGGAGUGUGAGUCGACACGGGAGUGCACUUUCCAAUGUUUUGUUAAAUAUCGAACGAUCAAAGCACUCGACCGAACACCUCAAUGCGAGCUGGAACUCGAU